Exaiptasia diaphana is the source of this 657-nucleotide messenger RNA. RefSeq names its product EF-hand calcium-binding domain-containing protein 9. Gene Ontology annotation, cellular component: cytoplasm. Lineage: Eukaryota; Metazoa; Cnidaria; Anthozoa; Actiniaria; Aiptasiidae. Gene Ontology annotation, molecular function: calcium ion sensor activity. The transcript is spliced from 3 exons. The record is from RefSeq and is a predicted model, not a curated record. The coding region runs from base 1 to 594 and encodes 197 amino acids.
AUGAAGGUAUUUUCUAAAAAUCUACGCUACAUGCAUUUAGACAAAACAUACUGUUUACUGUCAGGUAAAAACGCUCGCAUAGUACUCGAGUUAUUUCGUCUGUUAGAUGUCCAUAAUGAAAUGGCCCUAAACGACUUACAAUUCCUUGCAUUCAUGCGAGUCUCCACCGACCUCAAUGAAAGCGAGAUCUACAAAGUUUUCGACAUGCUUGACGUGGAUGGCUCAGGGACAAUUGACUUCGACGAAUUUUAUUUACUUGUGUGUAUUCUAAUUGCUGUACAAGACAACGAAGAGAAGCACUUUAUUUACAGACAUUCGAGAACUGUCUUUGACCUUUUAGAUGAAGACAGUAGCGGGAAUAUUUCGUCGUUCGAGUUUGAGACUUUUGGAUUUAUGUUCAACCUUCAAGGGAAGGCUAUAAGAGAUAUAUUUAAAGAAUUUGAUGUCUCUGGCGAUCAGGAGCUUGACUAUUCAGAGUUCAAAAUGUUCGCUAUGGCGUGYAUUGACAGGUGUGCUGAGAUUGAGAAAUCACUUCCAAGUAACCGCUGCUUAGCAAUGGUAGUUCGAGGAAUGGAAAUGUGCUCUAUCACUUAAUAACAAAGCAAGGAGGGAAUAUUAACCGUCAUUUUGUAAAAMAUAUAGAAUGGAUAGAAUAAA